Linum tenue is the source of this 3150-nucleotide messenger RNA. Lineage: Eukaryota; Viridiplantae; Streptophyta; Magnoliopsida; Malpighiales; Linaceae. The record is from the annotation of a GenBank genome assembly.
AUGAUCUUGAUCAAUGGUGUUGAAGAUGGUGACACUAUUAUUCCUGAUGCUCAUGUUCUCCCUGCAUCAUGCCUCGGUUACAAGGAUGGAUUGCUAGUCAAGGGUUACUUGAACUCCACGUCAUCCCCAACCGCAGCAAUAUCAUUCCAAGGUACCUUGAUCGGCAAGUCGAAAAUCGCUCCACAAGUCGCCUCGUUCUCCUCCCGAGGUCCUAGCCUGCUAUCUCCCGGGAUCCUGAAGCCGGACAUCAUUGGCCCCGGGGUCAACAUUCUGGCUGCUUGGGCGGAAUCUGUCGACAAUGCUACUAACUCAUUCAACGUGGUCUCUGGAACUUCAAUGGCUUGCCCACAUCUGAGUGGAGUUGCAGCCCUCAUCAAAAGUGCUCAUCCGAAUUGGUCCCCUGCAGCCAUAAAGUCGGCCAUCUUAACCACAGCUUACACGGGCGAUCUCGGUGGCAGCCCGAUCUCCAACGAGCAGAAUGUUCCUGCUACCGUUUUCGACAUGGGUUCGGGCCAUGUGGACCCAUCCAAGGCACUGAACCCCGGGCUGGUUUACGACAUCGAACCGGAUGACUACAAUCCUUACCUCUGUGGGUUGGGUUACAGCGACAAGCAAGUGAGAACGAUCGUGCAGCGAAAGGUGAAUUGCUCAUCUUCGAUACCGGAGGCUCAGCUGAACUACCCGACAUUCUCGAUCUCGCUGGCUCCCGGUGAUAAUCAGACGUACACUAGAACGGUUACUAACGUUGGUCGGGCUAACUCGAGGUACAUGAGCGUGGUUGUUACAUGGAAAGGGAUCAUUGGUGUUGAAGUCACGCCUAAUGAGAUCGAGUUCAAGGAGGUGGGAGAGAAAGCGAGUUACUCUGUUACGUUUACUAGGUUGAGUAGUACUACUAGUUUUCGUCAAGGCUCCGUGGUCUGGUCUGGUCAUGAUGAUGAUGGUGUCUUCUUCUCCUCCUUCUCUCAGGAGGCAUCGGCUUCUGGAUUAACCGACUUGGAAACCUACAUUGUCUCUGUUGAGAAACCAGCAGGCCUACUAGAAUCCAAUCUACAUGACUGGUACACCACAUUCCUCCCAGAGGCUACUACAAGCCUAAGCUCGAACCAACAACGAAUCGUCCACUCCUACCGUAAUGUGAUCACAGGCUUUGCGGCUAGGCUCACACCACAGGAAGCCAAAGCAAUGGAACAGAAGGAAGGCUUCAUCUCGGCCCGAGUCCAACGAUCUUUCCCACUACACACAACCUUCACUCCCAAGUUUCUCGGCCUGCCACAGAAUAUUCUACGAGCUGGGAACGCCUCAAAUUAUGGAGAGGGAGUGAUCAUUGGGAUGAUUGAUUCGGGGAUAAAGUAUGAUCACCCUUCUUUCUCCGACAAAGGCAUGCCUCCCCCGCCUGCCAGAUGGAGAGGCAGGUGUGACUUCAACGGCAAGCAAACAUGUAACAACAAGCUCAUUGGUGCUCGAAGCUUCGUCUCUACUGCUCGAGGUACCGAUCUCCCGUGGGAAGAAGCCUACCAUGGGAGUCAUACUUCAGGGAUAGCUGCAGGGUGCCCUGUAGAAGGUGCCAACGUGUUUGGACAAGCGAAUGGGACAGCCACGGGGAUCGCGCCUAGAGCCCAUGUGGCAAUGUACAAGGCCUGUGCAGUGUCCUGCUACGAUGGUGACUUAUUGGCAGCAAUCGAUGCUGCUAUUGAUGAUGGCGUUGAUCUGCUGUCAAUCUCCAUUGGACCUGAAUCUCCUUUUCCAUUCUACUACGACGUGAUUGCAUUGGGUGCAUUUAGAGCCAUUCAAAAGGGUAUCUUUGUGAGCUGCUCAGCUGGAAAUGAUGGACCUUAUCCGAGUACAGUAACCAACGAUGCGCCAUGGAUUCUAACCGUCGGAGCGAGCACGAUCGAUAGGGAGAUCAGAGCUACGGUGAAGUUGGGGAACAAUGUGGAGCUCCAUGGCCAAUCCCUCUUCCAGCCUAAAGACUUCCAUCCACGGCAGCCACUCCCAAUCGUCCAUCCUGCUGCAAUUAGCAAUAAUGAAUCAGCAGCAGUUUGUGAGAAAGGGUCACUGAAGAACAUUGAUGUUAAAGGCAAGAUAGUCAUAUGCCACAUGGGACAAUUGAGAAUCGAGGAUAAGGGUAAAGAAGUGAAGGACAAUGGUGGCGCAGCCAUGAUCGUGUUCAACGAGCAGGAUGAUGGAUACACUACUCUUGCUACAGCCAACGUCCUUCCCGCAUCACACAUCAGUUACAAGGAUGGAUUGGUACUAAAAAAUUACUUGAUAUCCACGCAAUCUCCCACUGCAACAAUCUCAUUCCAAGGUACCUUGAUUGGCAAGUCACAACCUGCUCCACAAAUGGCCUCCUUCUCUUCCCGAGGUCCUAGCACGCAAUCUCCGGGGAUCCUGAAGCCCGACAUAGUUGGCCCCGGGCUCAACAUUCUGUCUGCUUGGGGAGUCUCAAUCGACGAAGCUACGAACCCAUUCAAUGUGAUCUCAGGAACUUCAAUGUCAUGCCCACAUUUGAGUGGAGUUGCAGCUCUGAUCAAGAGUGCUCAUCCAGAUUGGUCCCCUGCAGCUAUCAAGUCGGCCAUUUUGACCACUGCCUACACCGCUGAUCUCAAUGGCAACCCGAUCUCCACCGAGCAGAAUGUUUCUGCCACAGUGUUCGACAGGGGUUCGGGUCAUGUCCACACAUUGAGGGCAUUGAACCCUGGUCUGGUUUAUGAUAUCGAGCCGGAUGAUUACAUUCCUUACCUCUGUGGGUUGGGUUACAGCGAGCAGCAGGUGAGAUAUAUCGUGCAGAGAAAGGUGAAUUGCUCGACUCCAACUUUGAUACCGGGGGCUCAGCUGAACUACCCAACAUUUUCGAUGGUAUUGGGUGCCGGUGAUCAGAUGACUUACACUCGAACUGUUACUAAUGUGGGUCGGCCUUUCUCGACGUACAUCAGUAAGGUUUUGUCGCCUCAAGGGGUUGCUGUCAAAGUCAUGCCUAGUGUGAUCAGGUUCAAAGACCUCAACGACAAAGCGAGCUACACUGUGACAUUUACCAGGUUGGAGAAUGUGACGAGAAGCAGUAUCAUUGGCCAAGGUUCCUUGGUCUGGAACUCCAUUGGUGAUGAUGGAUACAAGGUCGUGAGUACUAUUGCUGUCGUCUUUGUUUGA